This is a messenger RNA of Rhipicephalus sanguineus (brown dog tick), 3720 nucleotides long. It is a transcript of the gene mino, whose product is annotated as glycerol-3-phosphate acyltransferase 1, mitochondrial. Gene Ontology annotation, cellular component: mitochondrial membrane. The coding region runs from base 190 to 2838 and encodes 882 amino acids. NCBI's taxonomy places the organism in Eukaryota, Metazoa, Arthropoda, Arachnida, Ixodida, Ixodidae. The transcript has 22 exons. The record is from RefSeq and is a predicted model, not a curated record.
GAGCUUCCGCUUUGUUUUGUAAAUGUUGUGUUCGCCGGCCCGGCCAUGGCGUAAUCUGCAAGUCGCUAUCACUGCACCGGUCGCGACGUCGUCGAGAGCAUGAUUGUCCCGGGUGGAUUCGGUGUCUUCGGUGCCGCCUUAUUCGGCCGCCGUCGCUUUCACUGCGAGGACCGUCAGUAGUGCGUCGAAAUGCUGACCGCCCUGGUGCUGUUUGUGUCGGUCUACCUGGCCGUCAGGGCCCUGAUGGUGAAGCUGCUGCAGAACCUACAAGAUGCUUCCACAAUGUGGAAUUUCAAAUCACCUCCGUGUGUUAAAGAAUCCUCCACAUCCUUUGCCGGCCGGGGGCAUGACCAGCGCAGGUACCGCAAUGGAGAUCGGGUCCAUUGGCGGAGCCCGGCUCUCAAGGUCGACAAGCAUGGUGUGGACUCCAUUCGUGUUCCCAAUGUUCCCCGCGGCAGGCGGAAUAAGGUCCCUGAGGUCCUGCCGCAUUUCAAAAAGUGGCAGCCUAUGGAGGAAGUGCGGCAGCCCGAAGAGCUGCACUACCUUCCCCUUGAAAGCUGUGAAAAGUGUCUGCCUUUGAGCAAGGUACAGUUAGGUGCUGGUGCAAGUGCAACUUUGCAAGGACUUGACAAUGCCCUCAUUGUGCCGUCUGUUUGCAGGAGUUGGCUGACACCAGUAGAAUUUCUGAAGAACUCUAUUUAUCUUACUUGCAAGAGCAUACCACAUAACUAUGUACCUAUCCCUAAAGAAAUCUUGACUUCUGAAAGGGUUGAAGAUGCAAUCGGCCGAGCUGUUGAAGAUGACCCCGAAACUGACCGAGCAGAGCAUAGGAAACGGGCCGCUAGCAUCUUCGAACGUAUGCGAGCAUCCAUUUCUACAUCAUUGCUGAGGGUGGCAGUGUGGUUCAUGCAUCGUAUCAUGUCCCGCAUGUUGACUGGAGUGUAUGUGCCAAGAGGGCAGAUCGACAUGAUCAAACGCGCCUCAGAGCAAAAUGUUCCCAUGGUGUACUUGCCUCUGCAUCGAAGCCAUCUUGAUUACAUCCUUGUGACGUACCUGCUAUACCUGAAUAGCAUGAGGGUGCCACUUGUGGCGGCUGGAGAUAAUCUGCUCAUUCCUCUUUUUGGGCAACUGCUGCGAGGACUGGGAGGAUUUUUUAUUAAGCGGCGGCUUGACUUCAAAGAUGGACGCAAGGACCAUGUGUACAGAGCAGUUCUCCAAGAGUACAUGAAAGAGAUUCUGAAGGCAAAGCAUAGCUUGGAGUUCUUCCUCGAAGGAGGGCGAUCACGAACUGGAAAAACGCGCCUCCCCAAAGCAGGUCUCCUGUCUGUCAUCGUAGACUCCCUCAAUGAGGAGCCUGUAGAUGAUGUUUUCAUUGUGCCCAUUUCCAUCAGCUAUGAGAAGUUGUUGGAUGGAAACUUUGUCAGUGAGCAGCUGGGAGAGCCGAAGGUGAUGGAGACAUUCACAGCAGCACUCACUUCCAUCUGGAGGAUAUUGCAUUCCAACUAUGGGGCUGUUCGCGUUGAUUUCUGUCAGCCAUUCUCACUGAGGGAGUUUCUCAAUUCUGCCAGAACUUCAUCUUCGGCACCACUGUACUUCGACUGCCCACUUUCUUUGCUGGGACCUGCAAAGGGCGAUGCAAGUCCAGUCAAGUACAAGGAGUCAAGUGCAAGUGCAACUUCACUGUCCAGUGCAGACAGCAUGGCAGAAGACACUCGAGCGGCUAUUAAAAGCCUCGCUAACCAUGUUGUUCACCAGUCAACGGCAUCCCUUGCAUUGAUGAGCACGAACUUGGUUGCUUUCCUACUUCUCACAAAACAUCGAAAGGGUGGCACACUGCAGCAGUUGGCAGAAAGCCUCUGCUGGCUGCGGUCAGCAGCAUCGCAACGGGAUCACCAGGUGAUGUGCCCUGGUGAGAGUGCAGAGACAGUGCGCCAUGCAUGUGCCUUACUGGGCAAGGAACUGGUCAUCUCCGAGACAGUCCAGAUGGAGUGGUCAUCGGGAGACACUGAGAAUAACAAUGUCAAGAUUGUCUUCUACCGACCCGCCCUACACCUUCCCUCUGUGCUGGAGCUGCAGUACUAUGCCAAUGCCGUACUGCCAGUGUUCGUGCACGAAGCGAUUGUUGUCACUUCACUAUAUGCUCUUGCUGGCGACUACAUUACACUCAUGCAAGGUCGUGACAGCCCUUUAGUUGUUUCAAGGUGUGACCUGCUGAGUAAGUGCCAGGAUCUGAUCAACAUUCUCCAGCGCGAGUUUGUGUUGGUUCUGCCCUGCUCCAGUGUACAGGCAGUGAUCAGUGAUGCCAUAUUGAACCUUGUCAGGGAGAACAUUCUAAACAACUGCCAGUGCACCAACCAAAAGCAGAUUCCUGGUCCACCCAAGAAGUGGCCUGAUGCUGUACUGCAAGCCCUCGAUUGGGAAGACGAAAGUGGUGAACCGAGAGAGUACAACAUCAUUGAGGAACAGUACAGGAUUGUGUUGGAUGACAAGAACCUGAUGAUGCUCGAGUUUCUUCGCUCUGUGCUUGCAAGCUACAUAGAGUCCUACUGGGUGGUUGCCUGUUCCCUUUCGAAGCUGGUGGGCACACAGAUGGAAGAGAGGAUAUUCUUCCGACAAAUCCAGAAGGUCGCUCAAGACAAAUUGCAACAAGGGACACUGUAUUAUGAGGAAAGCUUCGCUGCUGACACGUUGCACAACGCCGUCCAGCUGUAUGAACAGUGGGGUAUUGUGGAGCAUCACACUCAAGACGGCAUGCGUGUCCUGUACUUGAAUGAGCGUUGGAAUGUGGAUGAAGCCAUCGAUUCUGUGAUUAGCUUUGUGGGGGCAUUCAGACAGUGACAGAAGGAUGUUCACUUGUGAGAUGUUCAGCUGGGAGCAGCAGCUGCCAAAGACGAAAGCAACUGUUCAUGUUUAGUAUUUGUGUUUUUGUAAUGGUGGCUGCUCAAGUCUUAGCUUUCAGUUUUUUGUUUUGUUUUCAAGGUUCUGGUCAUUUGUGUCAUGUUGGUAUGUGUAUGCAAGUGUGUGCAUCUAUACUGUCAUGGUGUUAAUGCUGACCUGCUUUUUCAGGUUUAUUUUUUUUUAACCCAAACAUUUUGAUGUCUUUCCAGUUUUCAAGAUUUAUAACUUGGGUUUUGUGUUCCUUGUUAUGGUUUUGAUGAAUCCCAUGAACUGUCAGUGUGUUCUUUUCAUUUUUGUCCUGCUUUAAGGUAAAACAAGGGAAGAAAAUAUGAGAUUAGGUUAAAAAAAAAAAGUCUUUCUACAGGCAGCUUGUUGGCAGGAGUUGAAUUGUUGGAGCUUCACGCUGUAACCUUUGCUUAUCAGAACCAUUAUUACGCCGUUCUACUCAUCCAAGUUCAAAACAUUGGUGUUUUAUUACUUCCAUAUAAUGUUCGUGUCCUUUCAUGUGGAAAUGUGUGUGUUGUUGGCACUAAAAAGCACAGCCCUUUUAGAUCAAAAGGCAAGGAUUGCACCAUAAAGGGGCAGACUGCAUUUUUUUUGUGCGUCCUGCACUUUGUACAUAGUAAUGAAAUUGUUCAUUUGUGAAUAAUGUCAUUUCAUGACUGUAUAAUUCAAUUUGUGCCAUCACUGUUAACAAAUAAAACCUUGUUAUGUAUUAUCUGAUAGAAAUUUAUAUACCAGAAAGUGCCUUCAAGGUGAGCAAUGCAGUGCUUUUGCUGUGCCUUUAAACAAUAAAGAAAUAAACUUGCUUUUAGUUGCCUC